Helobdella robusta is the source of this 534-nucleotide messenger RNA. RefSeq lists its product as hypothetical. Lineage: Eukaryota; Metazoa; Annelida; Clitellata; Rhynchobdellida; Glossiphoniidae. Gene Ontology annotation, molecular function: G protein-coupled receptor activity. The coding region runs from base 1 to 534 and encodes 177 amino acids. The transcript has 4 exons. Gene Ontology annotation, biological process: cell surface receptor signaling pathway; adenylate cyclase-activating G protein-coupled receptor signaling pathway. The record is from RefSeq and is a predicted model, not a curated record. Gene Ontology annotation, cellular component: membrane.
AUGAACGACAGCGGAUACUGGUCGGACGAAGGCUGCACGUUGAAAAUCUCAAACGAAACGCACACGACAUGCACGUGUAACCACCUCACAAACUUCGCCAUACUUUUCAGCCCUUACAGAGCAGUCUUGCAUGAAAAGAUACUUAGCAUGAUAUCCCUGGUCGGCUGCAUCGUUUCCAUCGUGUCUCUCGUCCUCACCAUAAUUUUUUAUGCCAUCAGAAUCGUGAAAUCGAAGCAGGCAGCCAUUUUGAUAAACUUGUGUGCAUCUCUUAUCAUCGCCAACAUCAUAUUUCUUGCUGGAGUUAAUCAAACGUCUAACAAGAAUGGGUGCACGGCGGUGGCUAUUCUUUUGCAUUACUUUUUUCUGGUGUCGUUCUUCAUCAUGUUGGUCAUCGCCAUCCACCUCAUAUUCAAUGUCUUCCUAGUGUUUCACUCCUUAACGAAGCGAAACAUCACCAUGAUGAUUGUGUUUGCUUGGGGUAAGUUUUUUGAAAUUUUGUUGGUUUGCGUUGCUUUCAGUUGUAUAACUAAGUAG